Molecule: messenger RNA, 1242 nt
Organism: Humulus lupulus (European hop)
Lineage: Eukaryota; Viridiplantae; Streptophyta; Magnoliopsida; Rosales; Cannabaceae
Product: non-classical arabinogalactan protein 31-like
Exons: 2
Coding region: 48-1031 (327 amino acids)
Source: RefSeq, a predicted model, not a curated record
AUCACUUCCAUCGUCAUAUACACAACACAAAAUAACAAAACAAAAACAUGGAUUUUGGCAUGGUGAGAGCGUUGCUUGCGGCCCUACUUGUAGUGAGCUGCUUCACAGUCGAAGCAUUGCCCGUCUCUCAACCACCACUCCACCUCCCAAUUCCAACAGAAGCCCCCCCAGCCCAUCCUCCUAGCUACUACCACCACCAUCACCCUCCGGCCGCCGCCCCGGCUCACCCUCCACAUCACCACCACCACCAUCACCACCCUCCUCCUUCUCCUUCCCCUGUCCCAGUUCACCCUCCAGUUUACCCUCCACCCAAAACACCUACUACUCCCCAUAAGCCAGCCACUCCACCUCCAAAGCCAGCCACUCCUGCACCAAAGCCAGCCACCCCACCACCAAAGCCAGCUACUCCCCCACCUAAGCCAUACACUCCUGCGCCCAAGCCAGCUACUCCCCCACCUAAGCCAUACACUCCGGCACCUAAGCCAGUCACUCCUCCACCAAAGCCAGCAACUCCACCCAAAAAGCCAUACAUUCCUGCACCAAAGCCAGCUAUACCUCCCCCUAAGCCAUAUGCACCGCCACCGAAGCCAUCGAGUCCACCGGCUAAGCCACCGGUUCACACACCUUACGUUCUUCCACCAAGGAAGUUUGUUGUUGUUCAAGGCGUUGUUUACUGCAAGCACUGCAAGUACACCGGAGUUGACACUCUAUUGAACGCUACACGAGUCGAAGCUGCCAUUGUGAUAUUACACUGCAAAAACACCAAGUACUCGCUCUUCGCCACAGGCAAAACGGACAAAAACGGCUAUUUCGUAAUCAAGCCAAAGUUCUUGACCACCUAUGGUGUUCACAAGUGCACAGUGUCAUUGCUUAAGUCGCCACUGCCCAACUGCCAGAAGCCUUCCAUGCUCCACGGCGGCGACAAGGGUGGCAUUUUAAGGCCUGAGAUGCCCAAGUUCCCGGUCGACAAACGCGCUGCUGUUUACUACUCGGUCGGUCCAUUUGCUUUCGAGCCCAAAAAAUGCUAUUAAAGAAACAAAAGUUGCAAGCUCUGAAUAUCUGUAAUGGGUUUAUUGAGUUUGUUACUGCGUACGUUGCUUAGGGUUCUGUGUCAUGGUUAGUCUUUUUCUCUUUUUACUUCUUCCAAGUCGUCCUGUAAUGGGCAACCUGAUAUGUCAAGUACUGUGUUUAUUCACGCGGGUUACAACGAUGAUAAUAAAUUAUUGUGGUAGUUCAUAGUAA